AUGCCACAAAACGCGCCUCCGAGACCUGACCGGAUGUCUGGGAAUUUGAAAGACAGCGAGGUCUUUAAAACGAAGCUUUUGAAGAUUUGCGACGAAUGGAUUGACUGGGGACAUGAGAUCAAAUGUUACGACUUUGUGACCAACCUUGCCAAUGCUUUGCAUGAACAUGAAAAGGGCAAGGAUGGAUCCGCGGAAGACAUUGGGGAGUGGGCUACCGAUUUUCGCAAUCAGCGCCCUGAAUUCCAAAAAAGGAUAGAUGACGCUCGCGCCCAGUCAAGAAAGGAUAAGGAAACUGUCGCCAAAGGAUGGAUAUCGAUGGUGAGACGUUUGACCAGAAAAUACCAUAUCGACCCUGAAGAUAUGUAUGCUGUACGUGAAAUCGGAUAUUUUACUUCAAAAUCCGGUAACAGAAGAUCGGUCACACUUGUUCGACCUUCACACGAAAAGCUUGCUGCACUCCAAACGGGCAGGUCCAUGGCAUCGGCCAUUCAUUGCUUCUCUGGGGCAGGGAAGAUCCUCGUUCCUUGGGUGAUGACCCAAGCAAAGGACCCAUCACCAUAUGUUACCAUUUCUGAGAUUCAGGUCGCAUCCAAUUUGACUGGAUGGGCAAGCAUUAUGGAAUGGAAAUCUUGGUUGCAUGAAAGCUUUGAGCCCGAGACACGAAAACCGCCGCGUGAAAGUUCUCGAUGGCGGCUCAUGCUCGUUAAUGGGUAUCAAACUCCUUUCGAUGAGAGCUGCUUUCUUUUCUGCAGAGAACACAAAAUCCUCUGCAUUUCAUACCCUAGAACAUGCAGGCAGGAUCUUGAUCCUUUUCAUGUACGCGUAUUUCCAACUAUCGAGGAAAAAUAUCGGAGAUGGAUUUAUUUGCGAUGGGAGCAGUCAAAGAAAGCUGAGGUUCGUCUUGAUACUCGGACGUUUUCAGGUAUACUCAGCAAAAUUUCGUUUGCGGGCCUAGAGACGGAGAAGAAUGAGAGGAGAGUCGAAGCAGAAAAAGCAUGGAAGAGUUAUACCAUUUUGAUUGGUCCCAUGGGUUCAACAGUCAAAACCCACCUUACCAGCAACACUGGCUGUUGGAAGAAUCGAGGGGACGAAUGCAGAACUUCUGAUAUUGUGAAUAAAAGCACCCGCAACUCUCAGGCUGUUCGUUCUCAGGAAUCCGACAAUCAAAAUGGAAAUCAGGAGACGGUUCCCCCUACCUUGAAUGAGGGUAUCGCUACAUUCCAGGCCAAUGUCAACCUACCAUCGAACGAUCAGGAAGCAUCCGAGCCUUUACCCAAUGUUCAUACUCCGUCAAAUGAUGAUGGUAACGCGAAGGAAGAUAACUCGAAGGAAAAUACUCCUGCCAAGUCUUCGGACCAAAAAUGUCAAAUCUCAGUUUCGAAAGCCGUUGAGACCCAGGUCGCCUCAGAUAAGAGAAUUCGAUCUCCAUACUGGCCUCAACCUAGCCCUAGUGCUCGAAAAGCAACUAUUGCCCAGGAAAAAGUCCCGCUAAUACCUCUCGAUAGCGGUGGAUUGAAUGUGGAAGGUUCAGUCUCAAUGUCCGGACGACAGGUUCGAUCUCUCAGUUCUUCGGACAAGCAAAUGCCCCCAGCGCCCAAAGACAAAGGGCCAGUUUCCACAUUUGGCCAGAAAUUGGAACAGUCGACUCUUUCUCUUGUGAAGGAUGAUUUGCCCACCGAGUCACAAGGCACAAAUCCGCUUGCGUUACGGCCCAAGGGAUCCAGCCAAUCGUUAGACCAACGCUCAGGUACAAAGCGCAGUGUGGACAACCCAUUCGACACUUAUGACAAGGCCAUGAAGAGAAUAAGAAUAAUGCCUGAAGACAAACAAGGAGCCCUCGAGAACCGGUUGAAUUCCUGGUUAGACCAAGUGAUAAGCUCCAGCUCUUUCGGACCGGAGUUGAAUGAAGAAUCAUAG
This is a messenger RNA of Penicillium malachiteum, 1917 nucleotides long. RefSeq lists its product as uncharacterized. NCBI's taxonomy places the organism in Eukaryota, Fungi, Ascomycota, Eurotiomycetes, Eurotiales, Aspergillaceae. The coding region runs from base 1 to 1917 and encodes 638 amino acids. The transcript has a single exon. Gene Ontology annotation, molecular function: nucleic acid binding. The record is from RefSeq and is a predicted model, not a curated record.